AAUAAAACUCAUCUGAUGAACUAUGAAUUGGGAUUGAUUACCACCAAUUGUAAAAAGGGAUUAAAUUAGAGGAUUCACAUCACCUGCCAACCAAAUAAAUUCACAUCAAUAAAUACACCAUCAGAUCCAAUGAGCAGGUUGAAAUCCCCACGUUCUUCCUUGUACCUGCAUAUCUCAGUUUGUCUUAAGCCACUUAAAGAUAUGGUAAACCAAUCAAGAACCCUGAGUACCAACAAGAAAAGCUUAGUGCACAUAGCUAAAAAGGGUUUCAGAGAUCUCUUGUGGAGACACAAAUGCAGAAUAUGUUCCUGCUGCAGUACACUUUCUGCAGUAUACAAAAUGCAGAGGAGGAUCGCGUCACCGAAUGCUGUUCGAGGGAGAAGAAGGUCACCACCAACUGCUGUUUGCCCUUCGUUGGUUAUGAAUUAUAAUCAUCCGAUAUAGGGUUGUCUUUACAAUCGAGACAUCUGUGGCCUCAGUUGCCACAGCAUGGAUUGGUAAGUUUUUUUCAAUCUGGUCUUUCUAGCUCCCAGCGGAGUCAGUUGCAGUGUGUAGUAAUUACUUUGAAUCUUGCAAAUAAGGAUUUUGUUAUGGUCAAUUUGCUACGCAGGAUAUACACUCCGUCACCUCCAUGAAUCCAAAGUUGAGCAAAGGCUUGAAUCAAUUGAGAAAGCUGUGAGUUUUGGUACCCCAAAACAGUUUUAAGACAUAGGGUGCUUCCUUUGUUUGCCUUUCAUAGGUUAUAAUAACCUGAUAUAAUGCAUUCCUGGUGUGCUGUAGAUGCAAAACAACCAGACUCUUGAACAUGCUGAGCCUAAGAAGCUGGUCGAUCCAGGAGGUUCUCGUUAUACUACACAUGUGAUUACUUCUGUUUUAUGAUAACUCAAAAGACCUCAUCAAGCUUGUUGAAAAGGUGAGGACUGUAAAAAAGGUUUAUUUUGGUGCUUUCAUCGAAUUUUCGUAGACCAUGGUUUAUGGUUGCUUUAAUUGUUCCCCGAACUACUUGACAAGAGCAAUCGAUGAAACUGAGAAGGCAUCUCAUUUGAAUUUGGAAAGGUAUGGUCUUCUUUCCAAGACAAAAUGGAACACAAUUAGAACGUAGAGCUUUGGCUGUAUGCAUGUCUUCCACCGCCUGAAAGGCAUAAUUUGUCCAUGACAUGAGUGAAUCCCAUUUAUAAGUAAUUAAUGAAUGAUUGAUGUCUAAGUAGAUGUUAUUUGGAAUACUUGGGGAGUUCUUGUAGUUUUGUAAAUGGAAUGCUCCUAUUUGUUCUUAUCUGGAAAUCGUGUGGUAUAAAGUGUGCGCAAAUACUAGAACUGUGACAAGUCUAUAAACACACAACAGCAAAGUCUAUAAACACACAACAGCAAAGUAGCUAAGAUGGCUAGUAAUCUCCAGAUAGUUGUAUCAUUUCUCUUUUGUGGGAUGGCUAUGGUUGAUGCUAUAUCCCAUUCGGAUUCUGUUAGAUUUGUGAAUUUCUCGGCAGCUGCAGCUGGUCAUGGAGUCUGCAGAUCAGUGGUUGAGCCAGAAGGCUAUAGCUGUUCAGAACACAAGGUGACUACAAAAGAUGGUUACAUCCUUGGCAUGCAGAGACUUGCUAGCAAGUCUGGUGGCAGUUCCAGAAAGCCUGUUCUUCUACAACAUGGGUUGUUCAUGGAUGGAAUGACAUGGUUUCUACUACCUCCAGGCCAGAAUCUGGCAUUCCUUUUGGCAGAUAAUGGCUAUGAUGUCUGGAUUAUCCAUGGCCGUGGGUCCAAGUACAGCCGAGGCCAUGUAUCUUAUGAUCUAGAUGACAGAGCUUAUUGGGAUUGGUCAUGGGAUGAAUUGGCAGCACUGGAUCUUCCUGCCACGGUUGAUUAUAUCUAUAACCAGACAAAACAGAAGAUGCACUAUGUUGGCCACUCCCAGGGAAAUUUGAUAGCUCUUGCAGCUGUUUCAAAAGGCCAUCUUGUCAACAAGUUGACUUCAGUUACUUUGCUUUGUCCCAUUGCUUAUAUGCAUCACAUGUCAUCACUCCUCAUGAGAGGAUCUAUUGAUCUCUUCUUCGCCGAGGGAUUUUAUUGGCUGAAAAUUAAGGAAUUUGAUCCAAAUGGGGGUCCUGCUCAGAAGUUUCUUGAAAAAAUGUGCAAGCUGCAAUUUGUGGACUGCAACAACUUGAUGACUGCAUUGUCAGGGAAGAACUGCUGUCUGAAACCUUCUGCAAUGGAUUCUUUCAUGGAAAAUGAGCCUCAACCCACAUCUACAAAGAACUUGCUCCAUCUUUCUCAGAUGGUGAGACGAGGGACAAUAGCAAUGUAUGAUUACGACAAUGAAGAUCAAAAUGUGAAGCGUUAUGGGCAGCCUACUCCUCCAGUGUACGACAUAACCCAAAUUCCUAAGGAUUUGCCUCUAUAUCUCACUUAUGGAAGCACAGAUGCCAUUACUUCUGCUAAAGACGUGCAGAUCUUGCUGAGAAGCUUGAAGGAUCACAUGGGAGACAAACUUAUGUCUCAGUUCGUCGACAACUAUGCUCAUGCAGACUAUGUCAUGGCUGAUAAUGCUAGGGAAAAGGUUUAUGAGCCUCUGCUGGCUUUUCUUAAACUGUAUAACUGAAAGGUGAAGAACUUAAGGUCCUUUGGUUAAGUCUUUCAAUUGGGAGACAUAUUUAUCUUGAGUUGUCAUUACACUUCUGUUGUAUUUCAUUAAUUGUAACACCAAUAUAAUAAAAGGAAACUUUACAUACCUCCGAGACUGAGAUCAAGAUGUUCAUUGUUUUGAUGAGUUUGAAUGAGAGGAGGGAUUCAGGUAUAUAUGCUUGGGUAGGAAUGGAUGCUUACGCUAAACAACAUGUAUUUCGCAAUCGGAGGAAUACAUUUUCACCAUAUACUUGCCCUCAUAUGAUACGAUGCCCUUUUAUGAACAGUAGCAAUAAGAGAAUUGUUAUUUU
Linum trigynum is the source of this 2924-nucleotide messenger RNA. The record is from the annotation of a GenBank genome assembly. NCBI's taxonomy places the organism in Eukaryota, Viridiplantae, Streptophyta, Magnoliopsida, Malpighiales, Linaceae.